AAGCUCAUUGGUUUACACUAGUUUGCACUAGUCUGAUGUAUUGAGUUGCUAAUAUUUUGAGUAAACCUGACAGAAAACAACAUUCAAUUCAUUUAAAAGUGCUUUGUCGUCUUUGUGUUUUUAUUGUUUGUUAGUCUCAUUUGUGGUGGUUGAUUUAUUGAUUCUGAUGGUUUUUCUGGUUCUUGUUAAAUCGCUUUAUUUUUCACAUUAGUUGAGUUGCUCUUAUUGCAACAUUUUGUGUUUCUCUCUCAUAUCAACUGUCGAUUGUUCACAAGGCCAGGCCUAUGGCUGAAACUGGUAGAAAAAAGCGUCUUCCAGAGCUGGGACGUUUAAAUGGACGAGGAUUCCUAUCAAAAUCUGAUUUCACCAAGGAAGGAUCUCCUAUUAAACCGUGUUCAGGAGGAUCUCCAAAAAGACCCCAGUCUCCUGCACCAAAUUGCUCAAUAUGUUUAGGAGGAAUAGAGGACCAAUCCUUUGCGAACAAAUGUUUCCAUAGUUUUUGUAAAACUUGCUUAUUUGAAUGGUCUAAGGUCAAACCUGAAUGUCCAGUAUGUAGGCAAGGUUUUGACUCAAUUAUCUUCAAUGUUAAAGCAAUGGAUGACUAUGAGGAGUACAAUAUACCUAGACCUCCUUCUCCAAGACGUCUAUGGUCUGUCGGAGCAUUUAUCUCCGAAUCUGGUCGAUGGGAAACUCGUGACUAUGGAAGUUUCAAUAUUCUUCGCCAUCGUGUUAUACAUCUACAAGACAUGUUUGAUCGAGGUCGGGCUAUAAGUAAUAGAGACACUACUACAAAUCAUUCACCAAGAAGAUUGUCUUUUUACUACGCAAUCAACCCUACUGCUCAAAGCAACUCAAACACAACCGAACGUACUCCUCCCCGAGCCCAUGAGUCAUCCUCAAGAACAUCCGGAUUUCACUUUGACUUAUCUGCAUACUUCAGAAGUUUGGACCAUAUCGAACAACGCACUCCUGCUAUUGGCACAUGUGCUCAUCGCCGCUACCUUUAUGAAAAUGAUCUUUGGGUUCAGCCUAUUUCUGGUCGAUUAGAAAGAGAAUGCUCAGCGUCAUUUUAUCGUAAUAAUCCAGCAGUUACUCAUCGAUUACUUCCAUUCCUUAAUCGUGAAUUAAUCGCCAUCAUGCGGACUGAUACAGAGUCCAGUCAAUCAACAGAAAAUCUUCUCGCCCGAAUAAAAGCUGCCAUUUUUGAAUAUGAUAUACCAAGUAUAAGAUUCCGUCAAGUUGUCGAACCUUUCAUGCACGAUAAGACUCAUCAUUUUCUCCAUGAAUUGUUCUAUUUUGCCAAAUCUCCCUAUACUAUUGAAGAUUAUAACAAUCAUGCAGUUUACUUGCCCAGAGCUCAAGUCAAGACGUUGAAACUCGAGUCUAUUAUUAAUCGUCCAUUCGCAGUUUUCACCAACCAGGAACAAGAAUCUGAUUCCUCUACAUCUGACUCUGUAAUUGAAGUUGUUGACUCUGAACAAGAACAGGGAUCAGCAAGAGACUCAAUUAGGAUGAAUGUAUUAUUUCCUUCAUCACCAGUAUCCACGAUUACUCCAACUACUGAGACGACCGCCACAACUACUAAAGCACCUGAAACAGAUGUUAAAUAUCAUGAAGUCAAGAAAAAUUUUAAAAAAUCUUCACAAGAACUGACUGACUCCGAGGAAAGUCUGGAAACCCCGUUAAAUUGUUUACCCUCUACAUUGCCUCAGAAUAUAAAUGUGAUUGAAGAUUUUGAUAAUCCCCGACCAGGUCCUAGUGGUUUGUGCAGAAAUAAUGAUUUUAACUCUUCUAAUCAAAAAUCAACUGCCGAUGGAGAUGGAUCGGAUACAGAGAUUGACGUAAAAACUAAUGAUAAACCUUCAUCCAAAAAACAAGAGUAUGAUAGCGACUCUGGAGACUCUGAUGAUUCUAUUAAGGUUGUUGGAUACAAGAAACCUAUUGGUGAUAGGACUCCUGAAGUCAUUAACAUAUCAAGCUGUUGUGAAUCGGAUAAUGAAAAAAAGAAAACUGAUAGUGAAGAUGAGGUUGCUGACGAGCAUGAACCGAAACGGAAAAAGCCCAAAGUCAACUUUUCUUCAUUGUUUCAUCCAUUUAAGUCAUUAAAAACUGAAAACGGAGAUGAAAAAAUCACAGAUAGCGAAGAUUCGGACAGUGAAGAAGAAAAACAUCCAAAGAGACAAAAGAAAAGACGUCGCACCAGAUCAAGUCAUUGCAAAAGACGUAGAGUUGGUACGAAUAGAAAGCUGAAUAUUGAUUAUGAAUCAACUGACACCUCUUCAAGUGAUUCCGACUUAGAGAUGGCUAUAAACCAGAUAUCCUGUCGACGCAUACCGAGUGUGAUAGUCAGGCCAAACAGAGUGAAUAAUAGCACUGAUACAUUCGCUUCAGCCAGUCAAGAACUAAAUAAUGGAGGAAGCGAUAAUAUAACUGAUAUCCAUGCUACACGCGCUUCCUUACUUUGUAGGUUGUUGCGGUAGAUCGACUUGUAUGAUACGUUACCACUUGAUUGACUAUUUUGUCAGAGACUUUUUUUGUGGAAAUCUUUUCUUUGCUGCUUUCCAUUUUAUUUGUCUUCACAUCUUUGAGACAAGAUAAACAAUAAAGACUGGAAUGUUUUCGAUCAUGUAUUUCAUAACAUAAAUGAUAAAUUAACGAAGACCUUUUUGAUUUAGAGCUUCGAGGCUCAAAGACUUAUAUUUUCGUCAUACCAAUUGUCAUAAUGAUGUGAGACAAUAAAAAAGAUCUAGACAAGCUUCAAGAGGAACCAUUUUGAUUACUAAUACAUCAAGGAGAGAUAACCAGUUAAUUUAAUUUAUAAAUUUCAACCAUUAUGCAUUAUUGCUUUUUUUAAUCCCAAUAUGAUCAAAACUAGACAACUUAUUCUUGA
Tetranychus urticae (two-spotted spider mite) is the source of this 2890-nucleotide messenger RNA. RefSeq lists its product as uncharacterized. Lineage: Eukaryota; Metazoa; Arthropoda; Arachnida; Trombidiformes; Tetranychidae. Gene Ontology annotation, molecular function: ubiquitin protein ligase activity. Gene Ontology annotation, biological process: protein polyubiquitination; protein monoubiquitination. The record is from RefSeq and is a predicted model, not a curated record.